AUGGCCCCCAUCGCCAAGACCGUCUGUGUGGCCCUCGCGGCUAUCGCCCUCGCCUCUGUCGGCGCUCAGCCCGCUGGCGCCCAUCAGCUCAACUCUCGUCACGCCGCUGCUGGCAGCAACGUGUACCACAACCUCCACUCGCACUCUCGCCGUAUGCAGCGCAAGGUGCGACGUGGUGACUCCUUCUCCAUCUCGGGCGCCGGCAGCAUCGCUGGUUCUGCUUCCACCGGAGGUGCUUCCUCGUCUGCCUCCAUCAGUGGCGCCGGUUCCAUCUCUGGCUCUACAUCCAACGAUGGCUCCAACUCGAGCUCCGAGUCUCACUCCCAGUCCAGCGCUCAGUCUAGUGCUGAGUCGAGCUCGCAGUCCAGUGCCCAGUCUAGCGCUCAGUCCAGCGCCCAGUCCAGCGCUGACUCUGGCUCGCAGUCCGACGCCGACUCGAGCUCCCACGCCAGCUCCCAGUCCAGCUCCAAUGCUAGCUCUCAGUCUAGCUCCCAGGCGAGCGCCCACUCGAGUUCCAACUCUGCAUCCCAGGCGAGCGCCAACGCCGGUUCCAGCUCCCAGUCGAGCGCUGACUCCAGCGCUGAUUCCAGCUCUAGCGCUAACUCCAGCGCUCACUCCAGCUCGAAUGCAAGCUCCCAGUCCAGCGCUGACUCCAACUCUCAGUCCAACGCUAACGCAAGCUCCGGCUCGCACAGCGACGGAAGCAACAAAGGCUCUGGCGCUGGCUCGUCGUCGUCGUCGUCGUCCAGCCCGACCUCGACUGCUUCGGGAUCCUCCUCCUCGGCCGCCUCGAGCACUCCUUGCACCACCGACCACAAGACCGGUCACCCCAAGGCCACCGCAAGUGCUUCCGACUCUGGUACCCCUUCCGGAAGUGCUUCGACUGCUUCCGCUACAAGCGAAACUGCCUCCAAAGCUGCUAACACUGGAUCGGCUUCGGCUACCUCGACCACAUCUGGCACCAAUGACCACAAAACCGGCAGCGCUACCGCCACCAGCACCAACUCGGCCGCUUCUGCCACUUCGGCUGCUUCGAGCACCGGCAGUGUAAUUGGAACCUCGACUGCCUCGGCCGCUGAUUCUGGCGCCAGUGCUGCCUCCGCGGCCAGCGCCGCCUCUUCCUCGGACGCGAACGGCGAUGACUGUGAUGGCAAUGACGACAACGAGGCUUCGUCUACCGGCUCGUCGGGCUCCAACGCUAGCUCCAACUCCGGUUCGGGCUCUGGCUCCAACUCUGGCUCUAGCUCUGGUUCCAACUCUGGAUCGUCGUCCGGUGCCGCUGUCUCUGGCAACAACUCUGGCAGCGCUUCUUCAUCUUCUGCCAACGCUGCUUCGGCGUCCUCUGGGGGCUCGUCCAGCGGCGGCAGCGGUGGCGACGACGAUGACUGCGAUGACGAUGAGGACGCCAACGCCAACGACGAUGAUGACUGCGACGACGACGACGAGGCCUCUGCUACCGAUGCGGAUGACGACUGUGAUGAAGACGAGGGCAGCGAUGCUUCCUCGACCCCUGCGUCAUCGUCGGCUUCUGCCGCCCCCGCGGCUUCCACCACGAAGCAGGCCCAGCAGCAAGCUGCCUCGGUCGCAUCGUCGUCGUCGGCUACUCCUUCGUCCACCCCCACGGGCAAGAAGCACGGUAAGGACAACGACUCGUCCGCUGCUUCGUCGUCUGCUUCGUCCUCCUCGUCUUCAUCGUCCUCCUCCUCGUCUUCGUCCUCCUCCUCCUCGGCCAACGCCGUCACUGGCGGUUACGCGACUUACUUCUACCAAGGAGGCAACGCCGGAGCGUGCGGAAACUACAACUCGGAUUCGUCCAAGGUGGUUGCGCUUCAGACGCAGACGUACGCCAACGGCGCUCACUGUGGCAAGCAGAUCAAGAUCUACAACGCCAACAACCCGAGCAAGAGCGUGCUGGUCACGGUGGCCGAUGAGUGCCCCACGUGCGAGAACGCAGAGUCGAUCGACAUGUCGGUCGGCGCUUUCACUGCCAUCGCCACCGAAGCUGAGGGCAUGGUCCCCAUCAAGUGGGAAUGGGCCUAA
Molecule: messenger RNA, 2040 nt
Organism: Sporisorium graminicola
Lineage: Eukaryota; Fungi; Basidiomycota; Ustilaginomycetes; Ustilaginales; Ustilaginaceae
Exons: 1
Coding region: 1-2040 (679 amino acids)
Source: RefSeq, a predicted model, not a curated record